AUGAGAAUUCAGUCCCUGUUGUUUAUCUGGGAAAGUUCGAUGAUUGAAGAUUAUACAAUUGUUUUCUUGUUUGCAGGAACAUAUAUCGAUAAGAAAUGCCCAUUCACUGGGAAUGUUUCAAUCAGGGGCCGUAUUCUAUCAGGCACCUGCCACAGUGCUAAGAUGGUGAGGACUAUUAUUGUCCGUCGAGACUACCUUCAUUAUGUCAAGAAAUAUCAGAGAUAUGAAAAGAGGCAUUCAAACAUUCCAGCACACAUAUCUCCAUGUUUCCGUGUGAAAGAAGGAGACCAUGUUACAGUCGGCCAGUGCAGGCCACUGUCAAAGACAGUGAGGUUUAAUGUGUUGAAAGUGAUCCCUACUGGAUCAUCUGGUGGAGUUGGGAAGAAGGCUUUUACAGGAAUGUGAUCUUGAGGUUUUCCAUUUCUCUCGUUGCGUUUGAUGUCGUUGAUUUAUGGCUUUUUACAUUCUACUGUAGGCUAAGGAGUUUUGCCAUUUUGGAAGGCAUUAAAGUUAUUAUUGAUAUAUCAACUUAUUUGUUUUGUUGAAAUUAAUUUCUUUGA
Molecule: messenger RNA, 560 nt
Organism: Telopea speciosissima
Lineage: Eukaryota; Viridiplantae; Streptophyta; Magnoliopsida; Proteales; Proteaceae
Product: 40S ribosomal protein S11-1-like
Exons: 4
Coding region: 1-405 (134 amino acids)
Biological process (GO): translation
Cellular component (GO): ribosome; cytosolic small ribosomal subunit
Molecular function (GO): structural constituent of ribosome
Source: RefSeq, a predicted model, not a curated record